AUGAUUGCAUGCGUUGGGUCGACACCUCGUCGGGGAGAGGUGGUUAAGCCUGUCGGAUUUGACCGGUCUGGCGGCUCUUUUUAUUCAUCGUCGAGUGAGCUCGUCUUCGGGCUGUCUGCGCGGCCUCCGCCUCACGGUGCGAGAACUGGCCACCUAGAUGCACCCUCAGUCGCGACACUGGCACCUGCUGGACUAUGUCGUCGUCCGGAGACGAGACCGGCGGGAUGUCCUGGUGACAAAGGCGAUCCCGCGUGUCGACAGGUGGACCAAACAUCGUCUCGUCAUCUUCAAGAUGCAGGUUCGCCUUCAGCCUCGCAGGGCACCUCAAGGUAAGUGACCCCCAGACAAGCUAAAUAGUGCUUUGUUGUCUUUGCCUGCUCACCAUCUCCAUUUCAGCAAUGAACUAGCUCAAAGCCCAACCAACCUUCCAUUCGUCGCCGCUGCUGCCGACGAGAACGCCUCCGUGGAGAAUCGGUAA
This is a messenger RNA of Spirometra erinaceieuropaei, 478 nucleotides long. NCBI's taxonomy places the organism in Eukaryota, Metazoa, Platyhelminthes, Cestoda, Diphyllobothriidea, Diphyllobothriidae. The record is from the annotation of a GenBank genome assembly.